This is a messenger RNA of Piliocolobus tephrosceles (Ugandan red Colobus), 1295 nucleotides long. RefSeq names its product HEAT repeat-containing protein 6-like. Lineage: Eukaryota; Metazoa; Chordata; Mammalia; Primates; Cercopithecidae. The transcript is spliced from 3 exons. The record is from RefSeq and is a predicted model, not a curated record. The coding region runs from base 132 to 461 and encodes 109 amino acids.
UCUAAAGUCCUUUCCAUCACUGUGGAAGAAGAGCCCAUGAAAACAUUUACAGAAAGCUGCUACGUUAAGGAAACAUGUUUCAUUACUAAGGCCAUUUCUGGUAGGCUUAGCUCUGAGUUGGUUCUCCUGUUAUGUCUUGGGCUGCAGCUUUUCCUUUGCCUCUGUUCCAGGUGGUGAUGUUCUGGACUAUGAUGCUGAAUGGUCCUUUACCCAGAGCCCUGCAGAAUUCGGAGCACCCAACUCUCCAGGCGAGCGCCUGUGAUGCCCUGUCUUCCAUCUUGCCAGAGGCCUUCAGCAGUCUGCCGAAUGACAGGCAGAUCCUGUGCAUCACAGUGCUGCUCGGACUGAAUGACAGCAAGAAUCGCUUAGUGAAAGCUGCAACCUCAAGGGCCCUGGGAGUCUAUGUGCUUUUUCCCUGUCUCAGGGACAGCCCCAUGGACUCCCAGGCUAUAGUGCCCUGACAUCGGUCGUGACAUCGUGCAAGAACUUCAAAGUGCGCAUCAGAUCUGCCGCUGCCCUUUCCGUCCCGGGGAAGAGAGAGCAGUAUGGGUCUGUUGAACAGUAUGCUCGGAUCUGGAAUGCAUUGGUCACCGCCUUACAGAAGAGCGAAGACACCACCGACUUUUUGGAAUUCAAGUACCGUGCCAGCCUGCGGACCCAAAUCUGCCAGGCACUGAUUCACCUCUUGAGCUUGGCCAGUGCCUCAGACCUCCCUUGUAUCAAAGAAAUCCUUGAACUGAAUGGGAAUAUGGUCCAGUCCUAUAUCCUACAGUUUUUAAAAUCUGGAGCAGAGGGAGAUGACACUGGAGCACCUCACAGCCCACAGGAAACAGACCAGAUGGUCAGAAUGGCCCUUAAGCACAUGGGCAGCAUCCAGGCACCAGCUGGAGACACAGCCAGAAGGGCCAUCAUGGGCUUUUUAGAAGAGAUCCUGGCCAUUUGUUUUGACUCAUCUGGAUCACAAGGGGCACUCCCAGGGUUAACCAAUCAGUGAGGAUCCCACCAUACUUUCUAGGUAUCGAAGGUAGCAGUAGGAAGACCUGAGCUUGAGCAUAACAUCUGUGGGAUUUCAUCCUAGGAGCAGAAACAAUCCAUUCACUAUUCAUUUAGAAUGACUUAGCAGCAAUUUAAAUUUUCACAGAGGGCUCAACCACCUUUGGAGUGGCUCCAUGACACUGGCCAUGGUCAGGGUUGUUGGAACGUCUGACCUGUGCAUUCAGGAGCCGAGGAGUCAGGUUGUAAUAUGAGCUAAGCAGACAGGGCUUUGAGGGCAUUUAGUCUCAGAAAAAAAAAAA